Messenger RNA from Arachis ipaensis, 1286 nucleotides. It is a transcript of the gene HAT22, whose product is annotated as Homeobox-leucine zipper protein family. Lineage: Eukaryota; Viridiplantae; Streptophyta; Magnoliopsida; Fabales; Fabaceae. Gene Ontology annotation, molecular function: DNA-binding transcription factor activity, RNA polymerase II-specific; sequence-specific DNA binding. The record is from RefSeq and is a predicted model, not a curated record. Gene Ontology annotation, biological process: regulation of DNA-templated transcription.
AUAAUAAUAAUAAUAGUGUAUCAUAGCUACCCACCCACCCAACGCCCCCACAAAAAAGUCCCAUUCAUAAUUCGUUUCUCUCUCACCUCUCUCUCUCUUCUUAUAAUCCAAUCCAACCCCGGCCCCCAUGAGUCUUUAAAUUAAAACACACCAUCUAAUCUUCCUAACUCAAACCAUCACAUAUAUACUACUACGUAGUACUCCAACACACACAACAACUAAUAAUGGGUCUUGAUCAAGAUGCCAACAACAAUAACAAUAAUAAGUCCUCCUCCUCAGGCCUCGAGCUUGUUCUAGGGUUAUCUCUCACCACCACCACGGCCACACCACCUCCUCCGUCAAGCAAACCCAAGCCGUAUUCCUGUCAUCAUGAGGCACCAGAGCCAUCUCUAACGCUGGGUCUAUCCGGCGAGAGCUUCCAGCAGGUUCUGAAAAGCAAUAAUAAUAAAGGCGCAGAGGAGCCUACAAGUGGUGAAAUGUGUAGACAGGCUUCAUCGCCACACAGUAGCGCAGUUUCGUCGUUCUCAAGUGGGGGGUGCAGGGUGGUGGGGGCGUGCGUGAAGAGGGAGAGGGAUCUUAGCAGCUGUGAAGAGGCAGAUGGUGAUGGCGAUGGCGAGAGAGUUUCUUCGAGAGUGAGCGACGAAGACGAAGACGGCAGCAAUGCCCGAAAGAAGCUGAGGCUCACAAAGGAACAAUCUGCUCUUCUUGAAGAUAGCUUCAAACAACACAGCACUCUCAAUCCUAAACAGAAGCAAGCUUUGGCGAGGCAGUUAAAUCUGAGGCCUCGGCAAGUAGAAGUGUGGUUCCAGAAUAGGAGAGCGAGAACAAAGCUGAAGCAGACGGAAGUGGACUGCGAGUUCUUGAAGAAAUGCUGCGAAACAUUGACGGACGAGAACAGAAGGCUAAAGAAGGAGCUUCAAGAACUGAAGGCGCUCAAGCUGGCACAACCCUUGUACAUGCCUAUGCCGGCGGCAACGCUCACCAUCUGCCCCUCUUGCGAGAGGCUCUCCAACGACCCCCCCGCCAAGCCUCACUUCUAUAACCCCUUCACCAACCCCUCUGCAGCAUGUUGAUGCCUUAAUUACUAUCCUCACAACCAUUGUAUUUUUUUGGUUCGAGGCAUCCGGCAUCCAUACCUACCUACCUACCUACCUAUAGGGGAACGCUGUAAUUAACUAAUACCGUAGAUAAUAUCAUAGCAACUGCUCAUUAAGAUUUCUUUUCUUUUUUGCUUUCCUUUAAUGUAUGUUUAUAAAUCAUUAUACAAGACUUCUCCAUCCAUCAAA